Pectinophora gossypiella (pink bollworm) is the source of this 2195-nucleotide messenger RNA. Its product is annotated as ecdysone oxidase-like. The transcript has 4 exons. NCBI's taxonomy places the organism in Eukaryota, Metazoa, Arthropoda, Insecta, Lepidoptera, Gelechiidae. Bases 102 to 1961 code for a protein of 619 amino acids. The record is from RefSeq and is a predicted model, not a curated record. Gene Ontology annotation, molecular function: ecdysone oxidase activity; flavin adenine dinucleotide binding.
ACGCACAAUACACACGAAAACAGACUCUAUAAAAACUGAUGAUACUAUUCUUUUAAAUAAUUAGUUUUUCAGACAUCAAAUAGUGUGGUUGUGAGGAGAAAAUGACCUGCAAUGGCAGUGUAGCUUGCUCAACACCCUCUGUCGGAGUGGCGUCAGGUAUCUUCACGUCAGCUGUAAACUUCUUCGCAGCAGCGCAGUGCCUUAUCACUGAAGAUUGGCCGCCAGAUGCUGACCUCCAAGAUGAAGAACAAUUCCACUUUAUCAUCAUCGGUGCUGGAUCAGCUGGGAGCGUGGUAGCAAAUAGACUGAGUGAAAAGGAGGACUGGAAUAUACUUCUCGUAGAGGCUGGUGAUGAUCCACCUGUAGAAAGUAUUAUCCCAUAUCUUGAUAAAGCUAAUUUUAAUACCAAGUAUGACUGGCAAUACAAAACGGUUAAUAAUGGAAGGACUAAUCAAGCCAACCAAAACGGAUCAAUAAAUUGGCCUCGAGGGAAAAUGCUUGGAGGCAGUAGCAGUAUUAAUGCUAUGAUUUACAUAAGAGGAAACGAUUAUGACUUCCUGGAAUGGUACAAUCAAGGCAACAAAGAGUGGCACCCUGAAGUAGUUCAAAAAUAUUUCAUCAAAGCUGAAAGUUUACAAAAUAAUGCUCUUCUCAGAGACCCUAUAGUAGGAAAUUUCUACGGACAUAAUGGACCACAAACUAUAAACAGAUUUAAUAGCACAAUCAACAGUAUUACUGACAAGAUACUAAAGGCAUGGGACGAAAUUGGCUUUAAAAACGUCCCAGACAUAAACGUUGCCCAAUCUUUAGGAUCUGGAGUUUACACUACAACAGCGGGGAAUGGCAAAAGAAUAAGUACCGCUGCAGCCUAUUUGAAUCCAAUCAAAAAUCGAAAAAAUCUAAAAGUCAUUAAGAACACUUUAGUAACAAAAAUUCUUAUAAAUGAUACAACGAACACGGCAUUCGGGGUUGAAGUUGAGCGUAACGGACGAAAAAUAUAUUUUUACGCAUCUUUAGAAGUAAUUUUAUCGGCAGGUACAAUUAACACUCCACAAUUGUUAAUGUUGUCUGGAGUGGGACCUGCGGAACAUCUGGCUUCAAAAGAUAUCCCUGUAAAAGUAGACUCACCAUUAGUAGGAAAGAAUCUGCAAGAUCAUAUAAUGGUACCAAUUACUAUUUAUGGAAAUGAACCUGGUGAAUUAGACCAAACAAAACAAAGCUUUGAAACCGUCCAAUAUCUAUACAAUCGCACAGGUUAUUUAGCACAUGGCAGUAUCGCCCAUAUUGUGGCAUUUUAUUCAAUUAUUGAGAAAGCUCUUUAUCCAUUAUUUCAAAAUCACUUAGCUAUCUUUCCAAAGAACUCAACAGCAGCUAGAGACUGGGCGAGAUUAAGAGCAAGAUACGAACCGUCUGUCGUGGAGUCGGUUGUACAAAAUAACGUAAAUCACUCGUUAUAUUUGUACCUAUUCAAUCUUCUGCAUCCAUGUUCUAGAGGAAACAUUACUUUAAGGUCUUCUGAUCCUAAAGAUCCACCUCUAAUAAAUGCAAAUUAUUUUGAUGAUCCUACAGAUCUUGAACUAUCCGUGUCUGGCAUCAGAAUGCUCACAAAAAUAUUGGAUACACCUUAUUUUAAAUCUAUUGGUGGAUACUUGGGCAGAAUGAGUUGGCCGGAUUGUGAUGAAUUUGCAUUGGACAGCAUAGAGUAUUGGAGGUGUAUUUGCAUAAAUAUGGUAUUGACUGUAUAUCACCCAAUAGGUACAUCAAAAAUGGGACCGGAUCCUAAAACUUCGGUGGUAGACAGUCGUUUAAGGGUACACGGUAUGAAAAAUCUUCGAAUUAUAGAUGCUAGUGUGAUGCCAACAGAGACUAGUGGAAAUACCAACGCACCUACUAUUAUGGUGGGUGAAAGAGGAUCUGAUCUCAUCAAGGAGGAUUAUGGUUUCUUGGAUUACGAUCAGUAAUCGUUUAUAUCUGGGGGAUAAAAAGGCAAUUCAACUAAAAAGCAAAAUUGCAAUUUUGCAUAAAAUUAAGGGCGCAAUAUCAAUAAAUGUCUAAUAGCAAUAUUGUUUUUUAGAUGAAUCGCUUUGAUGUGGUCUUGACCUAACAGUUUCUAAUCCAAACAGCAAUGUUGUAUUUAAUAACGUAUACGAGUAAAGACAAGUAAGUUGUUUGUAACAAUAAAUUCUCCAAUGAUA